AUGUUAGGGUUGCUUUUUUUCCCAUAGCAACAGUCCCCUGGCAACCAGUAAGAGUGCCAGUUAUAUUCGUAGUACUCCAUACCCCUCUGGCUCCCUCACACAUACCCUUCCUCACUUUCUCUAUCACCCACAGCCUCUCUCUCUCUUCCCCAUCAUUUUCCCUCUGAGUAUGUGUGUUUGAGUCUGAGUGAGUCUGCAUGUGAGUCAGCUGCAUCCUCAGCACCUGGGACGUUACUUCCAUUCCUCACAGGGGAAGCUGCAUCGCUGACACUCGUUGUUUACCUGGUUGACGGCUCUUCAGGUUUGUCAGUCAGGGCUCCAAGCCAGAAUCUCCGCGGGUGUCUAAGAGAGGAGAGGGAGGUCAACAUGGGCUCGAGCUCCUCCUCCUAUGCCCCCAAAACCAUUUACCUGGAUGUGGAUGGGAAGGUGCAAAAGGUGGUGUUCAGUCGGCACUGCAGUCCAUGUGACAUCAAGGAGCUUCUGUGUUCCUCAUCGAACAUUCCCAGGAACACUGCCAUCAUGAUGGUGGACCCAGAGGGUGCCUUGGUUUCCAUAGAUCCCACCAUGCCCACCAACUCUCCAAGCUCUUUGUACAAAGUUGUCCCUCUGUCUACGGGUCAACUUGGAGAGAAGGAGGACAUGUUUCAGAACGUGUUAUCACAGGUGGCUGAGCAGUUCAGCAGAGCCUUUCGCAUCAAUGAGUUGAAGACUGAGGUCACCAACAGGCUAGCCAUGCUGGAGAAGAGAGUGGAAUUGGAGGGCUUGAAAGUGGUGGAGAUUGAGAAGUGUAAAAACGAUCUGAAGAAGCUACGCGAUGAGAUGACUUCAAGAGGCGGUGGCAGAGUAAACUGUCCGUGCAAAUACAACUUCUCAGACGACGGGAAGAAGGUCACUCCUAGACGAGAUGUCCCCAAUUACCCCAAGUACACAUUGUCUCAGGAGACUGUUGAGGCGCUGAAGAAGCCAACAUUUGAUGUCUGGCACUGGGAACACAAUGAGAUGCUGAGCUGUCUCGAGUACAUGUACCAUGACUUGGGGCUAGUGAAGGAAUUCAACAUGAACCCCAUCACACUCAAACGCUGGCUGUUGGCCAUUCAGGAGAACUACCGUAACAACCCCUUCCACAACUUCCGUCACUGCUUCUGCGUUAGCCAGAUGAUGUAUGGCAUGAUUCACCUCUGCAACCUACAGGAGAAGUUGACUCUCACAGAUAUGGGCAUUUUAAUGACAGCUGCAGUGUGUCAUGACCUGGACCACCCCGGCUACAACAACACGUACCAAAUCAAUGCCCGCACAGAGCUGGCAGUGCGCUACAAUGACAUAUCUCCGCUGGAGAACCAUCACUGUGCUGUGGCCUUCCAGAUCCUUUCUCUUCCUGAGUGCAAUAUCUUUGCAAAUGUGGAUCCUGAGGCAUUCAAACAGAUCCGACAGGCUAUUAUCACCCUCAUUCUGGCCACCGACAUGGCCAGACACGGGGAGAUACUCGACUCCUUCAAGCAAAAAGUGGACAACUUUGACUUCACCAAUGAAGAGCAUGUGACAUGUCUGAAGAUGGUUUUGAUCAAGUGCUGUGAUAUUUCCAACGAGGUUAGGCCAACUGAGGUCGCUGAGCCAUGGGUGGACUGUCUAUUGGAAGAGUACUUCAUGCAGAGUGACAGGGAGAAGUCUGAGGGUCUCCCAGUGGCUCCCUUCAUGGACAGAGACAAAGUCACCAAACCCACUGCUCAAAUUGGAUUCAUCAAGUUUGUUCUCAUCCCAAUGUUUGAAACUGUCAUGAAGCUUUUCCCUCAGAUUGAGGAGAUCAUGGUUCAACCUUUGAGAGACUCUCGUGACCACUACGAGGAGCUGAAACAGAUUGACGAUGCCAUGACAGAGGCACAGAAGAAAAAAACUGAAAAUAUGUCAUUAGGCGGGAAGAAGAAGUAAGCUCUGCAGUGAGUGAGUGCAGUGGUAUCUGUGGGUCUUCUUUUGUGUUCAGAUUCAGCAAAGACUUUAAAAAAACAUGAGUGAAGCCUCGGUGAAGACGUUCUGCGCUGCGCCCUGAAGACGACAGAUGGAGCAGGAGGGAGAGAGUAAAGAGACAGACUGCUUGGCUACAUACUGAACUAAACUUAGGCAUUAAGGUGGCAUAUCUUGAACUUUGACUUAGACUUUUGCACUGGAUGUAACAGAGAGGGACCUGCUGACCUCUCUGCAUAUUUAUGGUGUUUAUGUUGUUCUCUAUUUUUUAUUUUUAUUUUAAUGUAAUAGCACCUCAAGAGUUUGAAGGAUCAGUUUCUCAAAAAAAAAAAAAAAAAACAACUUAAAACCUUAUUUUGAGAUUGAUUACUGUGCAUUUAAAAAAAAAUAUACAAUGGCUGCAGAAUUGGCCUCAUGGACCGAAGGUUCAGGAAAAUGUUUUCACCAAACAAUAAAUGAUGAUAUCCUUUUCCACUAGACAAACAAAAUGCACCAAAGUGGGAUGUUUUCACCUCAGUGUAGCAAUAAAAUUGUGAUUGACAUGGUGCACUCUGUGUUUUCCAAAAAAUAAUGCAGCUUUGCACCUUUACUUUUUUUUUUUUUUUUUGUUCACGCACAAUGAGCAGUUAAUUGAUCACAGUUCUAGAUGUAUUCUCUUUACGUUCAACAGUUUUAAUAAAAUAAAGCCACAUAGGGGCUCAUAUUGUUCAAGGUGUUACACAAUUUGUCCUGUAAAAAAGUUUUCAUCUCACAAUACAUGUAAACUGUGCUUUCUA
This is a messenger RNA of Seriola aureovittata, 2735 nucleotides long. RefSeq names its product phosphodiesterase 9ac (gene pde9ac). Gene Ontology annotation, biological process: cGMP catabolic process. The transcript is spliced from 20 exons. NCBI's taxonomy places the organism in Eukaryota, Metazoa, Chordata, Actinopteri, Carangiformes, Carangidae. The record is from RefSeq and is a predicted model, not a curated record. Gene Ontology annotation, molecular function: 3',5'-cyclic-GMP phosphodiesterase activity. The coding region runs from base 367 to 1926 and encodes 519 amino acids.